CUUGCACAUGGCUUCAUCCUCAGCGAAAGGGAAGGCACCAGCUAAUGGCGCUGCAAGUUCAGGCUAUGAACUACCGUGGGUGGAGAAGUAUAGGCCACAGAGCUUGGAUGAUGUGGUCGGAAAUGUUGAUACUAUUGAAAGACUGAAGGUCAUUGCAAAGGAUGGAAAUUGCCCUCAUAUUAUCAUAUCGGGUCUGCCGGGUAUCGGAAAGACAACGAGUAUACAUUGUCUAGCGCAUCAGUUACUCGGGGAUGCAUACAAAGAGGGUGUUCUCGAACUAAACGCUUCUGAUGAGAGAGGAAUCGAUGUCGUACGGAAUAAAAUAAAGGCCUUUGCACAAAAGAAGGUCACCCUUCCUCCUGGGCGGCAUAAAAUUGUGAUUUUGGACGAGGCUGACAGUAUGACUGUUGGUGCACAGCAAGCGCUGAGAAGGACGAUGGAGAUUUACUCGAACACAACUCGCUUUUGCCUGGCAUGCAAUAUGUCUAACAAAAUCAUCGAACCAAUACAGAGUCGAUGUGCCAUCCUACGAUAUGCAAAGCUCAGAGACACCGAAAUUCUGAAAAGACUGUUGGAAAUAUGCGAAAUGGAGAAGGUCGAAUACAAUGACGAUGGUCUGACUGCUCUCAUAUUCACAUGUGAAGGUGACAUGCGUCAAGCAAUCAAUAACCUUCAGUCAACGCACUCCGGUUUUGGUUUCGUGUCUGGCGACAACGUUUUCAAAGUUUGCGAUCAGCCCCAUCCUGUCAUCGUACAAAGCAUGAUCCGAUUGUGCUUGAAGGGUGAUAUUGAUGCUGCGAUGGAGAAACUAAAUGAGCUCUGGGAACAAGGAUACAGCGCUGUUGACAUUGUGGUCACAAUCUUCCGAGUAACAAAAACAUUCGAUGAACUACCCGAGUAUAUGAAGCUCGAAUUUAUCAAGGAAAUUGGCUUCACGCAUAUGCGCAUACUUGAGGGUGUAGGCACUAUUAUCCAAUUGGGCGGUUUGCUGGCCCGACUGUGUAAAAUGAAUAUGCAGCCUACAUUGUUUCAAUUGUAGUAUUCGUCGUUGCCAGCGUGUUUGCUAUAGCGUUACUGCCUGGUAGGCUUAGACCCCUCUCUCGAUCGAGUAGCUCGACUCCGUUGACAUUGAACCAUUGAAGCCUUGCCGCAGAUUCCACAUUUGAGACGCGAUAGUACGAUCGUCGGACGGCACGAAAACGUAGGGAUAAUGAUAACCAAUCAAACAUUUGACUUUUUCCGUAGGGCACAAAAUAAUUAUUUUGGGAGGAAUCUGUCGCCCAGGAUCUAUCUAGCAGUGACGAUUCAGUAUUCAGUAUUCAAUAUUCAGUAUCAUCAGCG
Molecule: messenger RNA, 1341 nt
Organism: Suillus subalutaceus
Lineage: Eukaryota; Fungi; Basidiomycota; Agaricomycetes; Boletales; Suillaceae
Product: P-loop containing nucleoside triphosphate hydrolase protein
Exons: 9
Coding region: 8-1039 (343 amino acids)
Biological process (GO): DNA repair; DNA-templated DNA replication
Cellular component (GO): DNA replication factor C complex; nucleus; Elg1 RFC-like complex
Molecular function (GO): ATP binding; DNA binding; ATP hydrolysis activity
Source: RefSeq, a predicted model, not a curated record